Cylicostephanus goldi is the source of this 306-nucleotide messenger RNA. Lineage: Eukaryota; Metazoa; Nematoda; Chromadorea; Rhabditida; Strongylidae. The record is from the annotation of a GenBank genome assembly.
AUGUCGGAGGAGGUUGGCUUGCCAGCAAAAUCUGGUGUUGCUGGAGAUAUGAUAAUGGUUAUUCCGAACGUUAUGGGUAUUGCCAUUUACUCUCCGAGGCUGGACAGUUUGGGCAACACGUACCGUGGCUUGAAGUUUGCCGAAGCAUUCAUUGAGAAGUUCAACUUCCACAACUAUGAUAGCUUGGUCUAUUCCGACUGCAAGAAAAUGGAUCCAAGAAAAGCUGUGACAGAUCUUGAGCAGGAUAAUACUUCCAAGUUCAUGUAUGCUGCGAAGAAUGGCGACAUUUCUGCUAUGAAAAGGUAG